Messenger RNA from Orbicella faveolata, 837 nucleotides. RefSeq lists its product as uncharacterized. Gene Ontology annotation, biological process: microtubule nucleation; cytoplasmic microtubule organization; positive regulation of microtubule polymerization. Lineage: Eukaryota; Metazoa; Cnidaria; Anthozoa; Scleractinia; Merulinidae. The record is from RefSeq and is a predicted model, not a curated record. Gene Ontology annotation, cellular component: microtubule plus-end.
GCUGCAAUUGGUAAAGGCUUCGAAUUCAAAGAAACUAACAAGGGAACCUACGACUUUUAAAACUGAAUUUUUAGGAAUUGGAAAAGUAAAAGGUAUUUCCAAAACUGUAGUGUGAUCGCCCGGAAACGAAACGCGAAAAAUAGAUCCUGCUUACAUGAAGUAUCUCCGAGUAAUAUUGUAACCCUCAGCUGUGCCGAAUGUUCGUGGGCUUCGUCGGAUUCGAAACUUCGAUCAAAUCACAUCAGAGUUCUGCUAUCUGGGCUGCAGUAACCAAUUUAUUCACGACAGGACAUCUUUGGAAUACCGAAUAGAAGGCUUCACGUCACCAAUGUAACAUGAGCGCGGAGUUGCGAAAAUCUGCUGGCUCAGAUAUCAAGCGACUGCAGGAGAUGGUCAAGCGGCUGGAGGAACAGAAUGCGCAACUGAAAAAUACUGAUAACCGGCGAACACCGAACAAAGGUGAAGACAACAUGGUGAAAGUCAAGUUAAAUUUGGAUGAUGUCCCUUUAUUGGAUUUAAACGCAAUGGUAGAAGAAGAUGAAGAUACUUGGUUAUAUGUGUCCCCAAAACACCCACCAUCAGCAGAACAGAAAAAGAUCAGUCCCUAUAAAUAUCUGAAGGACAGUUUAGAUGUACCUGAACUCAAUAAAGUGAGAGGAUCUCUUUUGGCAAAACUGGAGUCAAUUGCAGCACAGGAAGGUGAGUUUGUAUCCUAGAUUAUAAAUCAAAACAGUCUGAGAUGUGUUUUAGUUCAGUAUAUUCUGCAGAGGUGCUGUGGCCUCGUGGUUAGUGCACUGGUCUCCUGAUCAAGCAGUCCGGGUUCGAGCCCUGGCUGGG